AUGUACAAGACCAGCUACCUGCACGAGGUGCGCAAGGAGAAGUAUGAGCGUUCAGAUGUCUUUGAAGAGGAACCUAUGGACUCCUCUGCCGGCAUCUCAGCCAUCCAGGGCUGGGAAAACCUUCAGGAGCUCAAUGGCCGCUUCGCCCGGUACAUCAACAGGGCACGAGUCCUGGAGCAGCGCAACGCCGUGUUCCGCAAGCAGCUGGAGACGCUGCAGCGGAUGGAAGAGGCCAGCGGUCUAGAGGAGGCCUUCACAGAGCAGACCGAAGUCAACAGGCAGCGCAUCCGGGAGCUGUCCUCUGACCACACCAAACUGGAGCGAGAGCUGAAAGACGCUUGCCGCACGCUGGAUGAAUUCACCAGCAAAUAUAGAAAUGAAUGUGAUUAUCAAGAACAGCUGCGGGGCACACUGGAACAAUUGAACAAGGAGGCUGACAGUUCUCUGCUGAGAAACCUGGAGUACCAGAUCCAAUCACAGUUCCUGCAGGAUGACAUCAACUCCACCAGAGACAGACACAAGAAGAACCUCGCAGAGAUCCAGACCUACGUAAACAUUUUACAGCAAAUCAACCAGACACUCCCCCUUGCUCCCAAUGUGUCAGUGGGCAUCUCCGAGGAACAGGAGAAGCUGCUGGCCCAGAGGAAAGUGCCGGGGCUGCAGAGUCAGCUGGAGGAAUAUAAGAGCGCCCUCUGUCAGCUGCAGUCCCAGAAACAACGCCUCCAUUCUGAGACUACAGUUUUGGAGCAAACCAUCAAAAACACUCAGGAGAGUUAUGACGAUGAGAUUCAGAUGUACAACGAGCAAAUUGAAUCACUGCGUAAGGAGAUCGAGGAAGCUGAGCGGUCACUGGAGAAGUUCACCAGUGAAUGUCGUCACCUGGCCAUGUACCAGACCUCCCUUGAGAAUGAGCUGGAGAGAUACAAGAGGAUCAUCGAGAAUGAGGAUAACAGGUUGAAUUCAGCGAUAAUUGGCACUCCUAUUACCCUGUUCACCACUAAUUACCGCUACACUCACACACCCACUGCAGCCAGCAGGGGGAGAGAUAUCACCCAGGUUAUCCAAGAUAUCACCAGCAUCAAGCCCCGCCAGAAGAUCCAGGCCAAGAAAGUCCUGAAGAAGAAAGACCUGACCCCGAAAGACGAGAUGGACAUUGGCCAGGAUGAUAGAAAUGGCGGAGCUGCUGGAGCGGCGCCAGAUGAAUAUACAAAGGGAGUCCCAUCCGUGGAAGUGCAGGAGGAGAGGGUAAAGAGAACGGAGAAGAGGCCUGUGUUCACUGGAGUGUCUCCACAGGAUGUCCCAGACGGAGCUCAGAUCAGCAAGGCCUUUGACACUCUGUGUAACAUCGUCAGAGACAGAAUGAGGAAGUACAAGAAGCCCGAGCCAAUCGCUGACUUCUACACCAAGGGCCGCUAUGUCCUCGUAACCGGCGACGGCAGCUACCCAGAUCCAUGCUUCUGCACCUCUACGCCGUCAGCCGGCCACAUCUUUGUUACAAUCAGAGAUGGAAUGAUGCCUCCCUAUGAUCCUUACGCACCAAUCACACCAUCUCCUCAACCUCCACCUCCACCUCAACCUCAACCUCAACCUCAACCUCAACCUCAACCUCAACCUGAACCUCCUCAGCCCAUAGUAGACCCCAAGCCUCCAAAACCCACCCCGCCCUUCAAAGGAGGAGGAGGAAAAGACGAUAAGGGUGGAAAAGGUAAGGACAACGACGGUAAAGGUAAGCAUAAGAACGGAGACCCUCACUCUAAAGAUCCAAGCCCACAGCCGUCACCCUCUGGCCCCAAAGAUCCCACCCCAGCUGCCGAUCAUCCCAAGAAAAGCCAGGAUGACAUUGGGCCCAUUCCAAAACCUGCUCCUCGUGGCGCCAGCUCCAGUUCCAGCACCAGCACCAGCACCACCACCAGCACCAGCACCAGCACCAGCGGCUUUACCCCAGACGCCAUGAGCUACGAGAAGCUGGAGGUGGUGGAGUCUGUGGAGAAGUUCUCCAACGGCCGCAAGGUUAAAGGUUAUGAGGAGACUUCCGUGGUGGUGGAGACCAUGAUCGAGAAGUCCAGCAAGAAGAAGCAUUGAAACCACGUCACCUGACAUGAAGAGUCAGCAAACUCCACCAGUGUCCUACAUGGUUCAGGUCCUCUGAGAAAAAGACAAUUCUGAUCAAUACCACUGUUCCUCUAACUACCGUGAUAAAACCAACACGUUUUGUCUCUGAAGGAACCCAACAGUGCUUAAAGACCAACUACACAUUCCUGAUCUGAUAUCCAAUGCUCUUCCAUUGCUUGCAGUUUCUGGCCUUGUGUCCAGAAUACGUUUUGCUGGUUCCAUAAGUACUGCUGUUGUUGUUCGACUUAACACCCAUACUCAUGCUAUGAGUCCUUUACUGUCUGAAAACUCGGGAGAAUGAAAAAACGGAGCUCCAUGCCACCAAUACAAUUUAAUAAGAAAAUAAAUAAAAACUGAGAAGUUGU
This is a messenger RNA of Anoplopoma fimbria (sablefish), 2477 nucleotides long. RefSeq names its product filensin. Gene Ontology annotation, cellular component: cytoplasm; intermediate filament. The transcript is spliced from 8 exons. NCBI's taxonomy places the organism in Eukaryota, Metazoa, Chordata, Actinopteri, Perciformes, Anoplopomatidae. Bases 1 to 2082 code for a protein of 693 amino acids. Gene Ontology annotation, biological process: lens fiber cell development. The record is from RefSeq and is a predicted model, not a curated record. Gene Ontology annotation, molecular function: structural constituent of eye lens.